GGGACUGGGCGGAGCGGGGUUGUUUACAUCGCAGCUGGAUAAAGUCGCUGCUUUCGUUUUCGCUUCCUCAACCUGCCACGGCAGCUCCUGCCACAGCGUCCUGGGAGUUUGGUCCAGUCGCUGCCAAGGGGAGAGGAUCCGGCGCUGGGAUCUCUGAAGUUGAUUGCUGCCUCCGGACUGGACCCAAUUGCAGCUAGAGAGGAACUGGUCAGAGCCCAGUGCCCACACCCCAGCGUUCAUCUGUCUCGGUGAGAGAGGAGAGGUGACAAAAGGCGUGGAUCCCAUGGCUUUAGAGCAGUCGCUCAAUGGAAGACAAGGUGACUUGCUUCACCUUAGACACAGGAAACCAGUUGGGUGGAAAGUCCCCCUGAUUGUCGGUGUUGUACUCACAGUCGUUGUUGUGAUUGUUGCUGUUCCCAUGAUACUUUUGUCCGUGAAAUCUCCACCCGAAUCCAAGCUGCCUCAUGUCUCCACCCCAACCCAGCUAAAUGCAAAACGCCCUACUGCCUGCUGCCCGGAUGGCUGGGUCGGGUUUCGAGGGAAAUGCUAUUAUUUCUCUGAUACUGAGGGGAUCUGGGACUCCAGCCAGAGCCUCUGCUCUUCACUCAAUGCCUCCCUGGCUGAGAUCGACACCCAGAAAGACCUGAACUUCAUUAUGCGAUACAAAGGCCCCUCUGAGUACUGGAUUGGCCUGAAGCGAGUAUCAGCGCAGCUCUGGCAAUGGGUGAAUGGCGAACAGUUCAACAACCUGUUUACGGUAAGAGGAGAAGGCGACUGCGCAUACCUGAGCGACGGCUUUGCCACUUCGUCGUGGUGCUCCACGAAGCGCUACUGGAUCUGCAGCGAACCCGACGGGAUGCGAAGGGAGGACGCAAUGCCAGGGGACUGAAGGGCGAAGCCUGGGGAAACGCCUCCAGACCCAGCUGCCUUACACUCCAAACAUCGCUCAAGAAGAUCCUUGAUAGAGCUUGACAGUUGUUUUUUUUUUUUAAUAAGCCUCUCUUCUGAUUUUCUCUGUGUUGUGGCCCCUGUAUAAUCCUCUCCUUCCUGGUUGUGUACUAAGACCUGGUCUACACUUAAAGCUUAAAACUCACUCCUGAAUGCUGUAGUUAGGCCGACGUAACCCCCAGUGUAGUCGCAGCUAAGUUGCCCUCGCUACCGUCACUUGGGAAGGCAGAGUUCUUACAGUGAUGGAAAACCCUCUUCUCCCAUGGUAGGAGAUAUCUAUGCUCUGGGGCUAUGCCAGCGUAGUCCGCCGCCAUGUCCCCAUACCGUAGAUACGGAUAAAACCCCUUCCCAGCUUCCACUGCUGCUGUCUGUCAGGGGGUGUCUACACCUCAAUGAGGGUACGUGGGGGUUACGCUACCCACCCAAGUCUUUACCCAGGGUUCCAGCCUGCGCAGCUGCGGCAUCAUUGCUCCAGUGCUAGCUGGAUUAAAAUUAGCUUGUGUACGUCUACAUUAAUUGCAGCCAGACCCUGUGCUUGCAAUGUAGACGUACCCGCAGCUCUGCUGGGCCGGCUGGACGGGGAGGCAGCACAAUCGAAACAAUCUUAAAUAGCAACAGGGUAAGAAAAUCCACAGCAAGCAGAGAUGUGAAACACAACAUCCUCCCAAGGGAAGGAAGCUGCGGCAAGACACAAGCAGCCAGGCUGUGGGUUUUCUUCGGCGGUUGCAGAGCCAGGCUCCAUUCGCUCAUGCUGUCUCCCGACACCGAGCAACAAAGUUGUAAGUUAAAGCUAAAUGGGACCGGGAUCUGAACUCCCCAAAAGGCCCUUUGUUGAUGCUCUUUCAGAGCUACCUCCUGCAUAGGGUCGACUGGGGUGUGUUGUCUCCCGGAUCAAAACGUAGUUAUUCCAUCUUUGAUGGAGAGUCUCUGUUGUGGAGCCAAGAAGAUAAUUAAGGAGGGCCAGAAAUGAGAGGCAGGUUCAAAUGGAAAUCGAAAUGUCUGUAUGUUUGAGAGUGUUAGGGCCUUGCUGGGCUUAUUGAGACUGGAAAGGGAAGGCCAGGCAUGCGUGCCAGAAGUUGAUAACUAGCGAGGUGAGCUAGCAGCACAGGUAGAGAGGCGGCUGCGGAGAUGCCGAGGAGCGGCGUUUGCCCUCGUGAGAAGGCAGCCGGUUUUGUACUCUGUAGUAGCAAUGCGUCACCAGUGCGUUCCAGUGACAGGAAUUUGCCUACAAACUCCUAGGCAGAGCAAAUGCCUUUUACUUUAAUUGAGGCCUCUUUACGAGUUCCAGGCAGAGAAGCUGGAAGCGCGGCUCCCGGCACUCUGAGCCUGUCCACACUGGCGCUUUAAAGCACUCAAACUUGCUGCAUUCGGGGGGGGUGGGGGGGGGCAGUGUUUUUUCACACCCCUGAGCCAGGAAGUUAGAGCGCUUUGUUUUGCCAGUGUAGACGUGGCCUUAGAUAAGUACAAAGGUCAACGUGGUCAAACCCUAAGACGUAGAGUUUUUAGAUGCUGUAAGGUUCAUUUUUUAAGUGUUGCUUAAGAGUUUAAUUCCCCUUGGACUCCUUUGCAAGCCAAGUUACGAGUACUUUUGUGGAGGACAAGAUGUGUAUUUUCCCCUAGUUUGGGUAUUUUGUAGCUGCAUCGUCUGUUCAGACCAUGGGAGGCUGAAUCUAAAUAAUUGAAAUGUGGAAAGUCUCACAACUCAUGAAAAUUAAUCGGGUGAUGCCAUGGAGUGUUCACCUCUUUAACGAUUUGCUGUUCACUACUUUUGUUUUAUGAAGUUUGAUAUGACUUAGUCAUUCCUAUAAGCUAACUGUAAAAGAAAAAAGCACCUUAUUUUUCCUUCUGUUGUAAUUUGCUCAUAGUCAUUGCUCAUAAAGUUUCAGGCUGGGGGGUACCUCUUGUUUUGUUUAAUCUGUCUCCCCUCCUUCUCACUUAGAGACAAUGGAGUAUUUUCUAACGAAAAGUUUGUCAGAAAAUAGGUCUUCGUUGAACAUGAAUGGAUGAAACUUCAUUUUCAGUGAGUUCAUCUUUUACGUUUUCUGAAGUUGUUUUUUUUUUCUUUUAAUUUAUUAUCAAAACCAUUUCAGGGGGAAGCCCAACUUUUCCAGAAUUUUGUAAAUGUCUUGAACUGUGGAGUUUUUUUUCAUUCUUCUCUCCACUGUCUGGCUGCCUUCCAACUUUUGCCAGGCGGAAACGAGUAAGAGCGUUUCCGAAAGUAAUGCUUUGUGUUCAAUUAACCUUUCAAAGUGAAGGUGUUCCUUAAAAAAACUACAGGAGUACUUGUGGUACCUUAGAGACUAUUGCUCAGAUAAAUUGGUUAGUCUCUAAGGUGCCACAAGGACUCCUGCGAAUACAGACUAACACGGCUGCUACUCGACCUUAAAAAACUACCCCCUUCACAGACCCAUACAAACCCUUUCUCACUCACUGUCUCCAAAGUGGAAGAAAUUGGGAAUGAAUAAAAACAUGUAAGUGGGGAAAGAAGUUUUGCACUUAAAUUGUUCCAUUAGGAUGUUUGAAAGGGGAUAUUUUUUUCCUUGUGAAAACUUUUGUAAGGCAAAAUGCUGCUUUUCCAGCUAGCUCUAGUCUUUAUUGUUGUUGGUCUCCUCUUAUGUAUUGGUUUAUUUUUAUUUUUUCCCCUGACCCAAUGCCAUCUGCUGGGCUGGAGAAGAUACUGCAAUGUUGUCUAGGUUUAUUUCAGAGCGCCCUGAUCUGCUGUGUAGAGACCAGGGCUGGGAGGAUCAAGGUGGAUUUGAGCCUAGCUGGGUGGCUCUUCCAGGCGAUCCCAGUAUGGAAAUACCCACUGCAAGCAUUAAAAUAGGGGGGAAGCUAAUAUACCAAUCAGCGAUACAAACUCAAUACAGGGAUUAUUAUACAGAUUUAAUGUGCCUAGCUCUGUGACUACUUGUACUUGUAAUUAAAAUAAUUAUUCAACACUCA
Caretta caretta (loggerhead turtle) is the source of this 3891-nucleotide messenger RNA. Its product is annotated as C-type lectin domain family 2 member B. Lineage: Eukaryota; Metazoa; Chordata; Testudines; Cheloniidae. The record is from RefSeq and is a predicted model, not a curated record.